GAGGCGGCAAUCGGAGAGCGCGAUCUAGCGCCAUCGCUUCAUCUCGGUCGCCCGACAUUGCCCCGUGCCGCGAUUUCACCGGAUCCGUGACGGCGAAAUAUGUGGGCGGCGCAGUCGGGCGCACCUGUUGAUUAACUCGGAAGCACGUCGUCUUCGGCUCGUCCCGAUAUUGGCCGUGUUUGCACUACGUUGCAGGCGAGAAAUGAGAAUCGUUUUUUUCGGAUGGUAUUGCGGCGGCGGUGGUGGUGGUGGUGGGUGACCGUACCGUAGCCGACGUUUUUAUUUUUUUUUUUCUAAGGACGACUACGCAGCAAACGGAUAACAAGUCCGCUGACUCGACCAUAUAACUGCACUGACCAUUGCUGCACCUACGUACGUAACGUUGCGUGCAAUCCGCUGCAAUACGGCGGCGGUACUCUGCAGGACCAUGUCGUCUGCCGAUCUCGCGCACUGCUCGUCGAUUGCAGCCGCACCACACCGUCAUCGCCGACCGAGUACGUCGUUUUUAGGGCAACGAAGAUCGAACGCUACCCGCCGCCACUUGUCGGACGCGGCCGCGAUAUUGUCGUCGUCGUUAUAAUCGAAACAUCGUAAAACACAAUCAAUAUCGUCGUCUUGAUUUCUGCGGUGGUCCGACUUUGGCAACCCAAAUCGAAAAUCGAGGUUUAAACCAGCAGCAGUAGACGCAGCGACACGUUACGGAUAUUGCCCAGUGCCCACACACAUCUGCACACCACGUGGAUAGUCAUACAUUACACUGCCAUGACUCCAACGCAUGUAGGAGACGUUAAAAAUGCUGCCACUGAGGGAUUACCUGCAAAGUUUGUUCUGUCCAUGAGAACAUUGUUUGACAUUUUAGACGAUAAAAGAACUGGAUAUGUUAAGUUUUCUGAAAUUGAAACGAGAUGGCAAGAUGAUGGUACAAAAGGUUUGCCAAAAGGUGUAUUAGAUAGUCUUCGAAAAGUAACACCACCAAAUGGUCUACUAUCUUUUGACCGUUUUUGUACUGGUUUAAAAAUGUGCCUACUUCGAAAUCAAAUGGAAAAUGGUCGUCGAGAUAAUGACUCUGCACGACCUCCAUCUGCUCCACUUUUAGAUGUCGAUAUUAAACCUGACGUACAAUGGACAAAUGGAAAUAUGGCUGCCAUUCGACCAACUCAACAAAGAACUCUGAGUAUGCCACAAUUAGCUUUGGAGCGCAAUAGUAAGGAAGUUCACCAGAUAUCACAAAAAUCCACAUCCUCACUUUUCGGACCACCAAAACCUCCUAGAACUGCAGCAGGCUUAGAACGUGGCUUACAGCUUGCUUCUAGUGACCGUAUUAUUGAUAAGGCCGAAAUAAGAACAGCUUUACAAAAUUGGCAAUUGGGAGUGUUAUUAAAUGAUCAGAGCUGUUCUAGAAGUGAAAAACAAUCAGGAGAACAAACUUAUAAAAGAAUUAAUCAACGGCGAAGAGAACCAAGACGUCAUACUCUUCAAAGUGGUGUAGAUUAUAAUAUGCUGAAAAGAAUUAAGCAAAUAGAACAAGAAAAAGAAGUUCUUAUGCAUGGUCUUCAAGCUGUGGAAAGGGCAAGAGACUGGUACCAUAAGCAGAUAGCUGCUGUACAAGAGAAAAUGAAAUAUCUUGGACGAACAAAUUCGCAUACAGAUCAAUGGACUGAAGCACAACAAGAGCGUAUAGAGUUACAACGUGCUAGAGUCUUAGAGGUUAAUAGACAUUUGUCCGCAUUGACAGAUGGUGGUGAACGAUGGGGUGGUUUACCAUUACAUAUGAACUUGGCUGUGCAUUCAGCAAAUAAUCCUGGAACGAUGUUACAUCAAAAUCCUCAAGUAAUGGCUACAUUAAAACAUCGCAACCACAUACUCACUGAGGAGUUAGGACAAAAAAGUGAAAGAAUAUCAACAUUAGAAAGAGAAAAGGCAACUCUUAUCAGAGAAUUAUUUCAAACGCGAACCCAGAUGGGACGUAAAGUAGGAAGAUUAGAUAGUAAACCUGAUGGUCAGUCAUAUAUACCUUAAUAACUGGAAUCUGUUACCAAGUGCAAUAAAAAGAAAAAAACGGUGCUUGAAUAGAACAGAAAAAAUAAAAAUAUACCAUUAUUUUUGUGCUCAAUUUAACAGGUACACAAUAUAUUAUACUCUUAUGUGUUAUGACAAUACAAAUUUUAUUGUAAUGAUCAUUAGCCAUACCUCAAUUUUAUCAAUAUUAGGUGUUAUUAUUAAUUAGUCUAAACUGAACUUUUUCUCAUUUAAUGCAAAAUAAUUUUUAAUAAAAUAUUGCUUAUUGUGAUGAUUGUACUUAUAAAAACAUAUACUGUUUACAAUAAGGUACAGCUAUUUAAAUUUGUUUAGAGAGAAGUUUAGUAUUUUGUUAUAGUCUUAUGUAAAAGAUAUAUAAAUUAAUGUUUAAUAUGUAUUCACUUUGUUUAAAUAAAUAAUUUUACUCAACUUGUUAAAUAAUGUAUUAAACUGCCAUACAAGUGAAGUAGUUUUCAAACUAAUUUUAACAUAAGUUUCCGUCCAUCUCUCUGUGAUGCCAAUAUUAUUCACAUUAUAAACUGGAAAUUUUUUAAGUUUAAUUAUUGUUGCUAAAUUUUUAAUAUUUAAUAAAUUAAGUUAACCUAAAAUUUGUUUAAAUAAUGUUGUGCCAUAAAUAUUUAAUGUAUUAUAUUGAGUAACCCGAUAUAAAAUUUAUAUUUAUAUUAUUACUAUAUUUUUGGGAUAUGGCAAAUAUGUUAUUAUUUAUUUAAAAAUAGAUAAUAUUUUACAAUAUGUUGAUGUAUUUUUACUGAUUUUUAUUCAUUAAUUAUUUUUUGAUAUAUAAAAAUGUUAAUUUUGUACUUUUGUAAAAAUAAAAAAUUAAUAAACCAUUAAAUUAAAAAC
Aphis gossypii (cotton aphid) is the source of this 2883-nucleotide messenger RNA. RefSeq names its product suppressor APC domain-containing protein 2. Lineage: Eukaryota; Metazoa; Arthropoda; Insecta; Hemiptera; Aphididae. Bases 763 to 2019 code for a protein of 418 amino acids. The record is from RefSeq and is a predicted model, not a curated record. The transcript is spliced from 7 exons.